AUGGCAAAGAAGAAGCAAAGCAGUGCCGAGAAGCUUACCAUCAAUCUCCCUGCAGGAAAGAUACCAGACCAUCUGGAUGAGGGCCUCGAAUGCCUGGAUUCACUCUUGCCCACCAUCAACAAUGACAAGGCGAUACACCUUUCUGAGGCUGAAUGGUUGUUCAGUGAUGAAGAGAACCAGCUACAGGCUGAAGACAGUGAGGUAGAAGUCGAAGAACUUGGUGUCCUUCAUGAAGACAAAGACCGUCAAUCAGAGGAUAGGUCCAGCAUGAAUUCGGCCGCUACUGGUGCUGAACUUACCUUCGUCAACAUGAACCCUUCGAGCUAUAGCGCUUCUCACAAGCGAAAACAGCUAGCCGAGCACAUCUCGGCUGAUGAAGAGCUACCAGUGUCAAAGGCUCCCAGCAAGAAGCAGAGAGUAGUUGAUGACAAAAAAGUCCGCGAGAGAAGUAUCCCAAGAAGUGAUGCUAGUGAAGCCAUGGCAGACGAAGACGCUGAUGCACCACGGAAAUUCACAGUCUAUGUUCAAGUGUGGUCAGCAUCUACAACCAUAGAGAAAAAAUCAAGCAAGGCAGCGAAAGGACCAGCAAUGAUAACCAGAGGCCCUUUCAAAAUUGACACGACACAAACUUUCCAGAAAUUCAAGGAGGCGGUAGCAGAAGUCUUACCAUGUCGACCCAUAAUGUUGCCCGUCUCUAAAUUCGUGUGGAAGUUCAAGAACCCACAAAAUGCACCUCGCAAGAAGAUAGCCAACGAGGCUGGCUUUGAGGCACUGGUCGACGCUGUUAUGGCAAAGCGUACUACAGAGAAUGUUGUUGUUUGGUUGUACACCCCAAAGCCUGCAAAGGAAGAAGAAGACUGGGACACCGGAAAUCCAGAUCAUGUUGAAAAUCCAUUCGAUUUUGAUGAAGAAGCUGGGCAAGACCUGGGUUCAGUGUCUAGAAAGGCACUGAUUGCGGAGAUGGGUAAUAAACGACUAGCAGCAGAGACAGAACUCAAGAACCUCUACACAUUUGGCCAAUGCCUGAUUUUUCCCGACAAGCGUGUGUGGCACGACAAGAGGGGCAACAGAUACUUCGAGCUCAAUGAUAUGUGGAUUACCAUCUGGGCAACAGCCAUUGCUUCUGGAAGGGCUGACAAGACAAUGCCUCCAACCUCCAUUCACUUUUUGGAUGACAAGAAACUCAAGGUGCCGACAAGCAUUCGUCCCCCACCAGGUGCACCCCUUGCGGAGUUUGGUGAAUUCUACCAUCAACGUCAAAGUGAACAGGCUCUCGCAAGUGCCAUGUCCGAUGUGCAGGUCCCACCGGUUCCUCAGCCACAAGCUGCGCCUCCUGCGCCUCCUUUCCCUCCUCAUCAGUACAGAUUCCAUCCAGGAGCAUACUACCCUCCAUAUAUGCACCCUCCAUAUGCCGGAGGGUUUGGCUAUCCUGGCCUACCAUAUUAUCCUCCUCCACAGGCACAUGGUCAAUUGUUCGGAGGACCGCCACCUGUUGGACUGCCUGGGGAACCACCCUCAGCUUCAUCAUCUCCUGGUGUAACUAUGUCUCACAAAGUCACGCUCUCUGACUUCUGCAUCAAAUAUUUCAUCUCGGAUGGCAAUCAAGCAAAGCUUGCAGCGCUGGAGUAUAGGCCAGGGAAUCAAGCUGUUGAAACACUCAAAGAGAAAGAGUGGUGUGAAAUUGGACAGUUUUCGAAACUCGGUUGGCAAUCAUUCCUUACUGCGCACAGGAAAUUUUGCAUGGCCAUCAAAUCAGGUACCUGGUUGAAGCCCAACUCGGAGUAG
Messenger RNA from Suillus subalutaceus, 1785 nucleotides. RefSeq lists its product as uncharacterized. The record is from RefSeq and is a predicted model, not a curated record. Bases 1 to 1785 code for a protein of 594 amino acids. The transcript has 6 exons. Lineage: Eukaryota; Fungi; Basidiomycota; Agaricomycetes; Boletales; Suillaceae.